Labrus bergylta (ballan wrasse) is the source of this 4749-nucleotide messenger RNA. RefSeq names its product endothelin receptor type Aa (gene ednraa). The record is from RefSeq and is a predicted model, not a curated record. Gene Ontology annotation, molecular function: endothelin receptor activity. Gene Ontology annotation, cellular component: plasma membrane. NCBI's taxonomy places the organism in Eukaryota, Metazoa, Chordata, Actinopteri, Labriformes, Labridae. Gene Ontology annotation, biological process: developmental pigmentation; endothelin receptor signaling pathway; vasoconstriction.
CUCACUGGUGCUCUGACACACACACACACACACACACACACACACACAUACACACAACUUCACACGCACACACUCUCAGACAUACUGCAAACUCUCCACAGGAAACUCUGAGCCAUAAUGCGAAGGCACCUCAGAGCAGACGGGUGCAUUGCUCAAACCAAGUGGGAUCCGCUGUGGCUUUGAUAGUGCGUUAAUUACUCAUGUGAUGUGAUACAGAUGUCUGGGGGCUUCAGCCGAAAGUUUGCCUGACGCUUUCCAAGGGGGCCAGGCAGACAUUUUAGAAGAGUGAUAUAUUGGGACAGUCUUUCAAUCAGUGAAAUCAAAGCGCCAAAUGUCUUCCAUAAUGGGCACCCCGGCUGUGCAUAUGUUGCUGCUAAUGGCCUGUAUGGCAGCCAGAGGUAUGUGCCAGACAAACAGAGCAGAAGCAGAGGAGGGCCUCCUCGUCCACUCCACCCUCCACUCUCCGGCUUUCCACAGUACCACCAGCAGUCCCAGCACGGGGCCUGGCCUCUACCUGAAGGCCCGGGGGGCUGAUUCACAAGCUGGGGCACAUGCAUAUGAAGGAAAUCAAACUGUCAUAAAGAUGCCGCUUCCGAUGUGCCAUGAGAAGACGUCUAUAAAGCACUAUUUUAAGUACAUCAACACAAUCAUUUCCAUUUUAGUGUUUGUGGUCGGCCUGGUCGGCAACGCCACCCUGCUGAGGAUUAUUUACCAGCACAAGUGCAUGAGGAACGGGCCCAAUGCCCUCAUUGCCAGUCUGGCAAUAGGAGAUCUGAUCUACAUAGUCACUGAUAUACCCAUCACUGUUUUCAAGCUCCUGGCCGGGCACUUUCCCUUUGACGACAGUCCUUUUGGCAUGUAUCUGUGUAAGCUUGUGCCCUUCCUGCAGAAAGCCUCUGUGGGCAUCACUGUCCUCAACUUGUGUGCCCUCAGCGUGGACAGGUACCGGGCUGUUGCAUCCUGGAGCAGAGUUCAGGGUGUAGGCAUCCCUCUGCUUACAGUCAUUGAGAUUUUGUCCAUCUGGGUGAUUUCACUCUUCCUCGCAGUUCCUGAGGCCAUCGGCUUCGACAUCGUCAGCUUCCCCUACAGGAACCAAACCAUCGUCACCUGCAUGCUCAAACCCAAGACUAAGUUCAUGAAGUUCUACGCAAAUGCGAAAGACUGGUGGUUGUUUGGCUUCUACUUUUGUGUACCAUUGGCCUGCACGGUUAUAUUCUACACUCUGAUGACCUUUGAGAUGCUCAGCCACAGGAACGGCAGCCUUCGGAUAGCCCUCAGUGAGCACCUCAAACAGAGGAGGGAGGUGGCCAAAGCUGUCUUCUGCCUUGUUCUCAUCUUUGCCCUCUGCUGGUUUCCAUUGCACCUCAGCCGAAUCAUUAGGAGGACGGUUUACACCGAGAAUGAUAAGAGUCGCUGCAAGCUGCUCAAUUUACUGUUGGUUAUGGAUUAUGUGGGUAUCAACCUCGCAACAAUCAACUCCUGCAUAAACCCCAUCAUCCUCUACAUUGUCAGCAAGAAGUUUAAAAACUGCUUCAAGUCAUGUUUGUGCUGCUGGUGCUACUCAGACAACCAGCUGAGCAGCAUCGGACCCAUGAAUGGUACCAGUAUCCAGUGUAAGAGCCCAGAGCCCAACAACCUCAACACUGAUCGUAGCAUCAGGAAGGACAGCGACUGAUAUCUCACCUGAGGAAUAUUUUCAAGAACUUCCAUAUAUUCAGCAGCUUUUAAACUACAAUGUAUUCCACCCUAAAGUAUAUACAUCAAAAAGACUAUAAAUUCACAUCCUAAUGUACCACUGAAGCAACAUAUGAAUCUUGGCAAGGAUGAAUUAGGGACUGGAGUCAAAACGAACAAACAAUGGAUUUAGUGCUCUUCAGCUACCAAAGCCUCUCAGCGAGCAAGAAAGACUUCCUUAAGCAAACUCCUGUAUUCCCACACCCAAAGACAGUAAUGCUGUGGCGUGAGAGAAAACAGGAGGAAGUGGGAUGAGAAGGAUGACUACUCUUGAACAGGAUGCAGCUCAAUUGUGACUAUAAAUUACUCUCAAUCUGAAGCUGAGUGUGCUAUUCCUGUAAAGGGCAAUACUACUGGGAAGGAUGCACAAAGCUACAGGAAAGAAAAGCAGACUGUUCGCUGUCAGAGGUAAUGAUUGGACAUGUUCUUUACCCAGGAGUUCACAACUCAUCGACAGUGGAAAACUGGAAAGUAUGUUACUGCUCGAGCAAGGAUUCAUUUCCCAUUAAACACGCAAGCUGUAAAGAAGUUUAUUUUUCAGAUAAUACAUUGAGUAUUUUGUGGUAUAUAUGGAAGAAUUUUGUUCAUUUGCCCCCUGAUUUGCCUCCUUUUACAAUAAUUUUGCAUGUUUCAUCAGGAAAAAUAGGGAAUGUCUUUGAACAAAAUAUGCAUCAUUGAACUUCAAACAUACAAUUGUUGCCUAAUCACAGCCCAAACUUCUUGUUAGUAAUUACUAAAUUUAAAAUUUCACCACAGAAUCAUGUCUGGUGUCAGAAUAAACCAAAUUACACUGGCACAAAAUCUUGUUCAAGGUUGUAUAGGUGUUAGAGCAGAUAAGGCACAACUUUGCAUCCCAUGUCACAUGUCUUGCAAGAUAUAAUAAUGAAGUGAUGAAUUACGACAGGUCUGAUAUCAUAUUAGACUAAAAACUGUGAAUUUAACCAAGUAUAAUCAAUUGUGACUUAAUUGCUUGUAGGCUAUAACCGAUGGAAUAUAAAUGUAUGAAGUGUCCACAGUGUUAUAUUGCAGUAGUAGUAAGUAUUUAACUUGGAACACAUCAGCUGUAUAAUGAUGGAGGCUAAUGAGUUUUAAGUGGCGGUGGUGGUGCUUGACACUAAUCACAAAAUGGAUAGUUUGGCAUUUUGGAAGUCAUGCUCAAUGGCUUUCGCAAAGCAAUAGAUAAUACUGGAAAAAGGGGUGAGCUAGCUAGCUAACAGCUUGCUUAGUAUAUCUAAAUUUAACAAAAUCCAACUACCAACAUCUAGUCAGCUUCAUUUGUAUGAAACCAAAGUGUUAAACUGGCCUUUUGCGUGUUUUUUUAGCCUAGCUCGCUGUUACCUUGAGUUUUCAUUCUUUGGCUUUGCUAGCAAGCAGCUAACUUCCAACAGGAUGUAGCUUCAUAUUUAAAGAGCAUCUUGCAGGUUAUAUACAUGUUUUUUUUUUACCAUAUUAAAACUCAAACCUGUCAGAAAAUGGUUGUUGAUAAGGCCAAAACUUGAUUGAAUAUGUUCUACAAGACAUAAGGACACAAAUCAAGAGGUAAUAGUGGCCAUCUUUAGUAAAGCUGCUAAAAACACUUUUUAUUUGUCAACAUAGCAUCAUAUUACAUCACAUGUGGGACUAGUUUUCUCCAACUCUGCCUUAGCACAACUUUUUGUAGGUAUUCUUUCAGUAAGAUACUGUAUUUAAGUUAUGGAGUGAUUCCUGACAGAUGGGGGGAGACAUUGCGAGUCAUACCGUAGUGUACGGUUUUUGAGAGUUCACAACUAAGAGCAGUGAAGCUACAAUUGAUAAGAAAGGAAAGGAGCAGAUUUAAUGGGGAUCUGUCUGUCUGUUGUGCUCUGUCCCUUUCUCCAGGCUAUAUGGGACUCAAUCUGUCCUGUAUUUAUGUGCACAGCUCAUUAAGAUUUAUAAACUGCGUCUGCACAUGCUGACGUGAUGGGGGAUGUGACUUUUGAGCAGUAGUUAGAGUUAAAAUAAUGCGUAACGCUGAGAAUACAGAUGUUUUCCUGGAUCUGGGGGACAACCACACAGAUCUUUGUGUCCUUUUUUUUGUUUGUUUGGCACCGUAAAACUUACGUACAGAUUUAGAGUUAAAGAAGACAAUAGGAACUGAUACGAGCUGAUAAUCACCUUUUAGUAGGUCUAAUAGUAAUGGGUUAGUUAAAUGUCCCACUUACCACUCCUCAUGAUAGCCAUGUGACAACAAACUUUGCAAAAUUGUUUUACACAGUUUUAGAUAUCACUAGUGAACACUGUCAUUCACCAUGACAACUGCACUGUUCUCCCCUGGUUUUUGUCACACCACAACUCAACUUCUCUCCUAUGGCUAAUAUUUCUCCUAAUCCUGACCUGUUCCUGAUCUUUUUCAUACCUAAACAGGCUCAUGGUUAAAAGCCUGUGGUCUGUUUAAUAUAUAUACAGUACAUAUAAAUAAACUUUUCCCCCCUCUUCAUUCACAUGACAGGCAUGUAGGUCCAUCUAAAUUCAUGUUAAACAUAGCGAAAUGAGCGGGAUUCCCCCAUGUUACGUCACAUCUGGUUGUCUGUUUUUGAUGCAGAAACAAAAGCAAACAUACCAUAAUGAUUCCAGAAGUCACUGACGAUAAAUUUCAUUAAAAAUACAUUUUCCUACACAUUCACUGAGGUCUCCAAACUACAGGUUGCCCUUUAAGAGACAAAAAAAGUAGAACUAAUUUGAAACAAAAACCUCAAAAGAGCAUUAACCAUACCAAAUAGUAGUGAUAGUGAUAGUCAUAUCAAACAACCAUACUGCCUUAUACUGUUUGAUGUGUGAACACAUGUAAACCUGUGUGUGUUUGAAAGUGUGUUAGCAUGUGAUAGCCCUGUGUUUUUAUCUACUUGCACUUCUUUUGUUCGAGUGUUUUUCACACUUGUGUACAGAUGAACAGGCCAUAUCUGUAGUGUUAUUUAACCACUAUUCAUUGGAGCGAUAUUCUGUAAAAAAUGAAAGUGAUAUAACUGAUAUACCAUUAAAUGCUGCUGCUUAAAUUAA